AUGUCCUUUCCCAAGGCGCCCCUGAAGCGAUUCAAUGACCCUUCCGGCUGUGCACCAUCUCCAGGUGCUUAUGAUGUGAAGACUUCAGAAGUAUUGAAAGGACCAGUAUCCUUUCAGAAAUCACAAAGAUUUAAAAAGCAAAAAGAAUCUCAACAAAAUCUUACUGUUGACAAAGAUACUACCUUGCCUGCUUCAGCAAGAAAGGUUAAGACUUUGGGAUUAAAGAAGGAAUCUCAAAAGAAUGAUAAAGACUUGAAGAUGUUGGAAAAAGAGAUUCGCGUCCUCCUUCAGGAACGCGGGACUCAGGACAAGCGCCUCCAGGAUCUGGAAGCUGAGCUGGAGAAGAUGGAAGCAAAGCUCAGCGCUGCGGUCAGGGAAAAGACAUCUCUCUCUGCAAGCAAUGCUUCGCUGGAAAAGCAGCUUACUGAGUUAACCAGGACUAACGAGCUACUCAAAUCUAAGUUUUCAGAAGAUAGCAACCAGAAGAACCUGAGGAUUCUAAGCCUUGAGCUGAUGAAGCUUAGAAACAAAAGAGAAGCUAAGAUGAGGAGUAUGAUGGCUAAACAACAAGGCAUGGAGGUGAAAUUGCAUGUCACCCAGAAGAACCUGGAAGAGUCUCAAGGGAAAGUAGCACAGCUCGAGGGGAAACUUGUUUCAAUACAGAAAGAAAAGAUUGAUGAAAAAUCUGAAACUGAAAAACUCUUGGAAUACAUUGAAGAAAUAAGUUGUGCCUCAGAUCAAGUGGAAAAAUACAAGCUAGACAUUGCCCAGCUAGAAGAAAAUUUGAAAGAGAAGAAUUGUGAAGUGUUAAGCCUUAAGCAGUCUCUUGAAGAAAAUAUUGUUACGUUGUCUGAACAAGUAAAAGACCUGAAUGCUAAAUGUCAGCUACUUGAAAAAGAAAAAGAAGACCUUAUCAACAGGGACAGAGAACGGGAUGAACAUCUGAAUUCUGUAAUACAAAACUUAAAAGAGAAGUUAAUUCUUGAAAAACAAGAACAUGAAAAGCUACAGCAAAAAGAGUUGCAAAUUGAUUCACUUCUACAACAAGAGAAGGAAUUAUCUACUAGUCUUCAGCAGAAACUCUGUUCUUUUCAAGAGGACAUGAUGAAAGAGAAGAAUCUAUUUGAGGAAGAAUUAAAGCAAGCUCUGGAUGAGCUAGAUAAAUUACAGCAAAAGGAGGAAAAAUCUGAACAGUUGGUUAAGCAACUGGAAGAAGAGACUAAAGCUAGAGCUGAAGAACUGAAACUUCUGGAAGAAAAACUGAAGGGGAAAGAAGCGGAACUGGAGAGAAGUAAUGCCGCUCACACUCAGGCCACUCUGCUUUUGCAGGAAAGGUGUAAUACUGCAGAGCAAAACCUGGGAGGUGUUACUGCUCAGUUCGAAAGCUAUAAAGUAUUAACAGCUUGUGAGACAGAAGAUCUUAAGCUGGAGAACUCAUCACUCAAGGAAAAAGUGGCCAAGGCCGAGAAAAGUGCAGAGGAUCUUCAGCAUCAGAUAUUGGCAACUAAGAGUUCAAACCAAGAAUAUGCAAGGAUGCUUCUAGAUCUGCAGACCAGAGCAGCACUUAAAGAAACAGAAAUUAAAGAAAUCACAGUUUCUUCUCUCCAAAAAAUAAGUGAUUUGGAGAACCAGCUCAAGCAGCAAGAGGAAGCCUUCAAGCAGCAGCUGGAAGAGAAAAAAGCAAGAAAAGCUGGAAAAGAAAAUGCAAUGGCAGAAUUAACUGAGGAAAUGAAUAAGUGGCGUCUCCUUUAUGAAGAACUAUAUAAUAAAACAAAGCCUUUUCAGCUACAACUGGAUGCCUUUGAGGCAGAGAAACAGGCUUUGUUGAAUGAACAUGGUGCAGCUCAGGACCAGCUAAAUAAACUAAGAGAUUCCUAUGCUAAAUUGUUGGGCCAUCAGAAUCUUAAGCAAAAAAUCAAGCAUGUUGUGAAAUUGAAAGAUGAAAAUAGCCAACUCAAAUCGGAGGUGUCAAAACUCCGUUCUCAGCUUGCUAAAAUAAAGCAAAGUGAGAGAAACCUUCAGGAAGAGUUGAAUAAAGUUCUGGGCAUCAGACGCUUUGAUCCUUCAAAGGCUUUUCUUCAUGAAAGUAAAGAAAAUUUUGUUCCGAAAACCCCACUAAAAGAAGGCAAUACAAACUGCUGUUGA
Molecule: messenger RNA, 2145 nt
Organism: Pipistrellus nathusii (Nathusius's pipistrelle)
Lineage: Eukaryota; Metazoa; Chordata; Mammalia; Chiroptera; Vespertilionidae
Source: the annotation of a GenBank genome assembly